Molecule: messenger RNA, 1623 nt
Organism: Acanthosepion pharaonis
Lineage: Eukaryota; Metazoa; Mollusca; Cephalopoda; Sepiida; Sepiidae
Source: the annotation of a GenBank genome assembly
AUGCCGUGGUUGGUGUAUAUUUUGACAUUCAUUGCUCAAUUAUCACUCAUCAAUCAAGGUCAUGACAUGGGCUCUUCAUCGGGAGUCAGUCGUCUUUUUAAAGACAUCGAAUAUCUUCAUCUGACACAAGUAUGGAAUCAGUUGAUUACAGCUGGAUCGUUGCCAAGUGCCGCUGUUGCUAGUUUAAUUGGGGCUUUUAUCAGCGACAGUUUCGGUCGAAAAAAAUGUCUAAUGUUUGCUUGUAUUUGUUAUAUACUUGGGUGUGUCGUCUCUGGCUCUGCUUAUAAUAGAGCGUCUUUACUAAUCGGACGUUUACUAAUCGGAUGCGGAAUUGGAAUUGCUUGUGCUGCAACUGCUGUGUACGUUGCAGAAUGUUCUCCAAGCCAUCUGCGUGGUCGUCUGAUUGGUUUGAGUCAGCCAUUUUUGACUAUAGGGAUUUUAUUUGGCACGAUCAUCUCCGCACUUUUCAGCUACGACAAAAAGAACGGAUGGAGGUACAUAUGGGGUAUCCAGGCUCUCUUCAGUUGUACCCAAUUCUUUGCCUUGAUUUUCCUUCCGGAAUCCCCACACUGGUUUAUUCAGAAAUCUCGUAAGGAUGAAGCGACGAAAGCAUUGAUUGGAAUUCGAAAUACAAAAGAUGUUGGAGAAGAAAUUCAAGAAAUCGAAGCUAAUUUUAAUGAAAUACAGGAAUCAAUUGCAAAAUUAGGUGGAGGUAAUUUGCUUGUGAAGAUGCUUAAAACUCGCUCUGUAAGACGGGCUCUAGUGGUCGGUUGUGCAAUACAAUUAUUCGCACAGUUCUCGGGUGUGAAUACAGUUAUAUUUUACAGUGGAAUCAUAAUCCAAAUGUCUGGCGUUGGAAAUGUGUCAAGUGCUCUCUGGGACUCUGUCAUUGUUAACUGUUUUAGCCUCACGUUUGCCAUUAUUGGAAUGUGGCUGGUCGACUCAGUCGGGAGAAGGAAAUUAUCAAUUAUUGGACUCUUAGGUCUAUUCUUCAGCAGUUUGUGUAUAGGAACAACUUUCCUUAUGGAAGCCAUAUAUUCCCCAAGGGUCAAUACCACAAACGAUUUUCUCAACGACACCUGUUCUACAUACAGUCAAUGUAACGACUGCGUCAGGGAUGCAGAUUGUGGCUUUUGUUAUGAAGAUAUACGUGAUGUCAUAGACGGCGAUUGUCUACCAGUCAACGACACCUCUCAUCUGAUAUCCGAAGUAGGGGCAUGUAACUCUUCAUUAAGUCGUUCAAAAUAUUCCAUGAAAUGGGCUUAUGAUUAUUGUCCCGUGUCUUUCUCGUGGGUAGCGAUUAUCGGACUUUCGCUUUACCUUAUGUUUUAUGCUCCAGGUAUGGGUCCCCUACCGUGGACAAUCAAUGCUGAGAUUUACCCCCUGUGGGCACGAAGCACCGGCAAUGCCCUUGGUUCCAUGACUGCUUGGAUCUGUAACUUGAUUAUCGCAGUUUCGUUUCUUUCAUUUGUUGAACUCAUUCGAAGUUACGGUGUUUUCUACGUAAUGGCGUCCGUGGCUCUCAUUGGAUCGGUUUUUUGUUUCUUCUUUCUGCCUGAGACAAAGAACAAAUCUUUGGAAGAAAUCGAAAUUUUGUUUUCGCCGAAGAAGCCAAAUGUUUAA